This is a messenger RNA of Salvelinus fontinalis (brook trout), 3229 nucleotides long. Its product is annotated as spidroin-2-like. Bases 702 to 2651 code for a protein of 649 amino acids. The record is from RefSeq and is a predicted model, not a curated record. Lineage: Eukaryota; Metazoa; Chordata; Actinopteri; Salmoniformes; Salmonidae. The transcript has 3 exons.
UCACACAGUACUCUAGCAGUACUCUACUAGGCUGGAGACAGGUGGGUUCACACAGUACUCUAGCAGUACUCUACUAGGCUGGAGACAGGUGGGUUUACACAGUACUCUACUAGGCUGGAGACAGGUGGGUUCACACAGUACUCUAGCAGUACUCUACUAGGCUGGAGACAGGUGGGUUCACACAGUACUCUAGCAGUACUCUACUAGGCUGGAGACAGGUGGGUUCACACAGUACUCUAGCAGUACUCUACUAGGCUGGAGACAGGUGGGUUCACACAGUACUCUAGCAGUACUCUACUAGGCUGGAGACAGGUGGGUUCACACAGUACUCUAGCAGUACUCUACUAGGCUGGAGACAGGUGGGUUCACACAGUACUCUAGCAGUACUCUACUAGGCUGGAGACAGGUGGGUUCACACAGUACUCUAGCAGUACUCUACUAGGCUGGAGACAGGUGGGUUCACACAGUACUCUAGCAGUACUCUACUAGGCUGGAGACAGGUGGGUUCACACAGUACUCUAGCAGUACUCUACUAGGCUGGAGACAGGUGGGUUCACACAGUACUCUAGCAGUACUCUACUAGGCUGGAGACAGGUGGGUUCACAUCGUCCUCUAGCAGGGGCCGGUUCGGGACCAUGUAACGUUACAGAACGCUCAGAUACAAACCUUCAUGUCGAAUAGGGAGUUGUCAGGGAAACAGAAUGAAUAGAUCUGCAACAAGGUUCAGAAUGUUUCACAUCACUGAGUCGUCCUAUACCCCAGUGGAGACAGGUGGGUUCACGCCAGGUCACAGAGGCUGGAGACAGGCGGGUUCACGCCAGGUCACAGAGGCUGGAGACAGGCGGGUUCACGCCAGGUCACAGAGGCUGGAGACAGGCGGGUUCACGCCAGGUCACAGAGGCUGGAGACAGGCGGGUUCACGCCAGGUCACAGAGGCUGGAGACAGGCGGGUUCACGCCAGGUCACAGAGGCUGGAGACAGGCGGGUUCACGCCAGGUCACAGAGGCUGGAGACAGGCGGGUUCACGCCAGGUCACAGGGGCUGGAGACAGGCGGGUUCACGCCAGGUCACAGGGGCUGGAGACAGGUGGGUUCACGCCAGGUCACAGAGGCUGGAGACAGGCGGGUUCACGCCAGGUCACAGAGGCUGGAGACAGGCGGGUUCACGUCAGGUCACAGGGGCUGGAGACAGGUGGGUUCACGUCAGGUCACAGAGGCUGGAGACAGGUGGGUUCACGCCGGGUCACAGAGGCUGGAGACAGGCGGGUUCACGCCGGGUCACAGAGGCUGGAGACAGGCGGGUUCACGCCGGGUCACAGAGGCUGGAGACAGGCGGGUUCACGCCGGGUCACAGAGGCUGGAGACAGGCGGGUUCACGCCGGGUCACAGAGGCUGGAGACAGGCGGGUUCACGCCGGGUCACAGAGGCUGGAGACAGGCGGGUUCACGCCGGGUCACAGAGGCUGGAGACAGGCGGGUUCACGCCGGGUCACAGAGGCUGGAGACAGGCGGGUUCACGCCGGGUCACAGAGGCUGGAGACAGGCGGGUUCACGCCGGGUCACAGAGGCUGGAGACAGGCGGGUUCACGCCGGGUCACAGAGGCUGGAGACAGGCGGGUUCACGCCGGGUCACAGAGGCUGGAGACAGGCGGGUUCACGCCGGGUCACAGAGGCUGGAGACAGGCGGGUUCACGCCGGGUCACAGAGGCUGGAGACAGGCGGGUUCACGCCGGGUCACAGAGGCUGGAGACAGGCGGGUUCACGCCGGGUCACAGAGGCUGGAAACAGGCGGGUUCACGCCGGGUCACAGAGGCUGGAGACAGGCGGGUUCACGCCAGGUCACAGAGGCUGGAGACAGGUGGGUUCACGCCAGGUCACAGAGGCUGGAGACAGGUGGGUUCACGCCAGGUCACAGAGGCUGGGUUCACGCCAGGUCACAGAGGCUGGGUUCACGCCAGGUCACAGAGGCUGGGUUCACGCCAGGUCACAGAGGCUGGGUUCACGCCAGGUCACAGAGGCUGGGUUCACGCCAGGUCACAGAGGCUGGGUUCACGCCAGGUCACAGAGGCUGGGUUCACGCCAGGUCACAGAGGCUGGAGACAGGUGGUUUCACGCCAGGUCACAGAGGCUGGAGACAGGUGGGUUCACGCCAGGUCACAGAGGCUGGGUUCACGCCAGGUCACAGAGGCUGGAGACAGGUGGUUUCACGCCAGGUCACAGAGGCUGGAGACAGGUGGUUUCACGCCAGGUCACAGAGGCUGGAGACAGGUGGGUUCACGCCAGGUCACAGAGGCUGGGUUCACGCCAGGUCACAGAGGCUGGAGACAGGUGGUUUCACGCCAGGUCACAGAGGCUGGAGACAGGUGGGUUCACGCCAGGUCACAGAGGCUGGGUUCACGCCAGGUCACAGAGGCUGGAGACAGGUGGGUUCACGCCAGGUCACAGAGGCUGGGUUCACGCCAGGUCACAGAGGCUGGAGACAGGUGGGUUCACGCCAGGUCACAGAGGCUGGGUUCACGCCAGGUCACAGAGGCUGGAGACAGGUGGGUUCACUCCAGGUCACAGAGGAUGGAGGCAGGUGGGUUCAGGUCAGAGGCUAGCUAUGGUGACAGUCUGCCAGCUCUCAUUAGCCGUUAUGUCUGAGGGUAAAUAAUACAUGUUGAGCCUGUCAUGUGGAUAUAUAUAUAUAUAUAUAUAUAUAUCCAUACACACACACACACACACACACAAGAAUGUAGUAUGUUUAUGGGAUAGAUGGAGGUGAAAGGUAGGAGAGAGCAGGCUUAAAGAGCAGUGGGCUGUAUUGGAACCCAUGCUGACAGCGGUACAUGGUAGAUGCGCUCCAGAGGCAGCGGGUUAGACAGCUAGACCACCCCAGGCCACACCGAUCACUUCUCAUCGCUAGUCAGGCUCCAUUAUAGAGCUGAUCUGUUACACAACAUUAGGACUGUAGGAGGAAGCAGAGCAUGUCGUUCACUACACAUGGAGCUUUUUCAUUCAAAUCUUGUGAUCAUGGUGGGGCUAGGCAAUAGAAUAUGAUUUAAAUAAAUAAAUUGUGAUGAUUAAAUAAAUAAUUGCGCUGUUAGGUCUGUAUGUACAGUAUUUUGUGAUGACACCUAUUGCCUGUGGCUCAAAUAAAGCUCUCUCAAUUUCAAUUCAAAGGGGCUUUAUUGGCAUGGGAAACAUGUUUACAUUGCAAAUUAAAUAAACAAACAAUCCCUCUCUCUUUUC